This is a messenger RNA of Psilocybe cubensis, 657 nucleotides long. RefSeq lists its product as uncharacterized. The record is from RefSeq and is a predicted model, not a curated record. NCBI's taxonomy places the organism in Eukaryota, Fungi, Basidiomycota, Agaricomycetes, Agaricales, Agrocybaceae. The transcript has a single exon. Bases 1 to 657 code for a protein of 218 amino acids.
AUGAUCAUCGUCGCUCCUGAUAUUGAGGCCACCGACGCUGCGUCCACACACACUCUUGUCACUCAGGAGUACCAAAAGGUUCCUCGACAUCUCCCCAUUUUACUAUAUUCAUCCUUCCUUGUGUCGGCCCUGGCGUUGGCAUUCACCAUCGCCAACCUUCUCAGCUACACCUAUGACUAUCUGCCUAAUAUCAUCGUACCCGUGGUGCUGGGAUUUGUCUGCAUCCUCCCUCAUCACGGCGCGGUCGUGCUCCUUCAGUGGCUUGAAAAACAUGAAAGCGAGUCCAUCUUUCCUUUCGCUCCGACAUCUCCUCGAGCAAUCAUCUACUCCUUCGUUUCGUUGAUACUGUGGGCCACGUCCAUGGUAAUGUGCGCUAUAAAUCUCCAUAGGAACAUGCAACCCAUCCCCAACUGUCACCUUGACUCCCUCUCGUCAAACAAAUGUAUAACAUAUUACUACGCUCCGACCGUGACUGAAAACUGGAGCGCCGUGGCCUCAACCCUUGCAUCCUCUUUGGAGACGAUUCUCACCUCUGCAAUUACAUUGUCUUGCUUCCUCCACAGGAGACGAGAAUGCAAUCGCCCCUCUCAACCUGAAAAUUUGCCGGCCCCUUCCACCUCGCCACCCGUAGUAAAGAUGCUGCCUGGAUCCGGAUGA